Messenger RNA from Seminavis robusta, 2328 nucleotides. Lineage: Eukaryota; Bacillariophyta; Bacillariophyceae; Naviculales; Naviculaceae. The record is from the annotation of a GenBank genome assembly.
AUGAAGAUCUCUAGUAGUACAUGUAGUAGUAGUAGUAGACGUCGACGGAAGAAGAACAGUCUUGUGUUGCUACUGUUGCUGUGUCUUGUGUCUACAAUCCAAGUGGCGACUGGAUGUGGUGUAAUUUUUAGUCGAACAUCCAAGGACGAUGAUGAGAUGGUGAUUCGUCAAGCCGCUGUAGUCUUUGCCAUGGACCAUACUACCAGCGUCCACAUGCACAUUCAACUCUUCUACGAAGGAGCAUCCGCCAAAGACGACGAGUUUGCGUGGAUUCUUCCCAUUCCUGCCAGUGACAACACGCGUGUGUCGCUUGGAACAGAUGUCUUGUUUCACAGUCUCGCCCAAGCGACGCGGCCACGAUUCGAGUUGGAAAUGGAAAUGAACAGCAAGUCGUGUGGGUCGUCGUCGUCAUUGGAACAACAAGAGGCUCAACAGCCCUAUGCUUGUCCCUUUCCAAAAGAUGCCAUGUCGGGAAACACUCCAUCAUCAUCUGCAAAAGACGACACAUACAGUCACACAAGUGGAGAAGAACAAGCAGAGGAAUUCUCGAUUCUAUCUGAAUUUGCCAUUUUGCAAGCUCCCAACAGCAAUACCAAUUCCAGUUCCACCGCUGCUUCUUCCAGUGGCAAGAACACCAACAUCUUGGAGUGGCUGGCACAAAACAACUACAGGACACCUCCCAAAACACAUUCCUUCAUUCACUACUAUGCCCAACAAGGACACCAAUUUGUGGCACUCCGAUUCCAACCAGCCAGCACUACUCGAGGAGAAAUUCAGCCUAUAGUGGUGACAUUUGAAAAAACACCACAAGAACAAUCAGAUCAAUUCGCCGCUCGGUUGCCGAUGCAAUGGGCCAGUCUGGCUGGCACAAACGACAACAAUUAUGACAUUCAAGUGUACUUUCUGGCAAAUGCGAGAGUCACACCUGUCAACUACCUUGAUGUAACUCUGGACGAUGCCCUACACGAUUGGGUGGGUUGCUACCACAAUCCCAGUUGUCACGAGGACAAUUAUCGUCAACGGUUCUCACAAGCAACGGGAGCAACAGGAACAGACAAUCAGACACAAAUGAUGAUUACCGAAUAUGCUGGAAACUCGUCCAUUCUUGACGUGGCGAUUCCCUUGACGGCCAUUGACCUCUACGAGGCUGAAAAUCCUCUCGAAUUUCUACAAAUGCUCGCGCAUGCCAACGUGCCCAGUACUCCUCAUGUCCUAUCCAUCAUCCACCAGUUCCUUCCACCCAUCUUUUCCGAGACGGCUCCACCGUUCUGUCAACAACUCACCACUGUCUAUCAAGAUCAGGGUAACAGUAGCAGUAGUACCAUUAUUCCUGUCGCUCCCUGCUUGGUCAACUACCAUCCCACUCCGGAUUGGAGAUGGGAUCCCAUUGAAUUGGCCAUUCAAUUGGAAGAACACGUCUUUAUCCCAUCCAAGUAUGCCCAAGCUACGCUCCAGGACUAUCCCUACUUGACCAGUCUCUACACACGUGUUUCUUCUUCACGGACAGCAAUGAACGAUGCAUUCUUUGCCUUUACAACACUGGAACAAGAUUCAUCCGUCAGUCCAAUCCAUCGUGCCACCGCCAGUCCACAAUGCCGCAAAUCCGAUGGGACACCCGUGGCGUUGAAGAUUAGUACCCACGACGAUACCAGAACGUCUACCGCCACGGUCCCGGCCACAGUGGGAUGUCACGGAUGGUUCCCCACGAUACCACAACCAUUGGAUCCGCAGGUUGCCACGGCCACGGAAGUGACGGCGUGGGGAGUGCCUCGGACGGGUGCAUGGGUGACCGUGUCUGACUAUACAUACCCUGUUGUGGAGGAUGUGGUUAUUCUGGGCAAUCGGACGACAACGACUACCACCAUUACAACAACCAACUCUACUACCGGGCAGCAGGAUGUGGUGAUUCUGGGCAAUGGGACGACUGCCACCUUAACAACGACAACAACCAGCUCUACUGUAAUCUUGGCUGCUCCAUUAUUGCUAGAGCCCGAACAAUUGCAAGACGAAUACCCGCCGCAACCCAUGCACCAAACUUCGGUCAUUUACAGAGAACCACCACCAGAAAGUGUCAUUGCUAAUUCCACAGAGCAAGAAGAUGACUACCGAGGGCAACAAGUGGAGCAGCCGCCCACCACGAUUCCUCCACGUACCAGUUCACCUUCCACAGAACAACUAGUGACCCUAGUGGACGGCAAAGAUGUGAUAGGUUCCACUUGGCCUUUUUCGUAUGCCAGCACAGAAGUGUCAGGGGCCAUCAAGGCUGAGUGCUUGUGUGAGGUAUUAGUACUUGGGUUGACGCUGGCACCACUACUUUGGUUCUUUUGA